This is a messenger RNA of Miscanthus lutarioriparius, 1080 nucleotides long. NCBI's taxonomy places the organism in Eukaryota, Viridiplantae, Streptophyta, Magnoliopsida, Poales, Poaceae. The record is from the annotation of a GenBank genome assembly.
AUGGUGGCGGUGCAGGCUGCGGCGGCGACGGCGGAGGCGCCGAUCCGUGUCGAGGCCAAGGUCGCGGCGGCGCCGGAGGCGGAGGCCGAGGUGGAGGUGCAGGUGAAGGGCGAUGCUGCCGCCGCGGCGGGAGAGACGGAGGACUACAAGAGCGACCUGAGGAAGCUGGAGGAGCUCAUGUCCAAGCUCAACCCUCGCGCGCAGGAGUUCGUGCCGUCGUCGCGCCGCACGGCUCCGGUCGCCGUGCCGGCAGCGGCAGCCAAGCCGGCGGCGGGAGGAGGGGUGCUCUCCGCCGACGCGCCUGUGUUCGUGUCCGCCGGCGAGUACUACGGCGCUGCCGGCGGGCGCCUGGAGGUAGGCCGCGGCGGCGGGGGCAGGGGCUCUAGCAGCGACGGAUCCAGCAACGGCGGCGGCGGACACCCACUGAAUCGCCGGGUCGGACGACAAAUUGACUUUGCCCUCCUGAUUGAUAUCAGAGAAGGAACAGCUUCAACCAGGGGAGGCGGAGGGUGGGAGGCCGGCCCCGACGGGCUGAUAGAGAGGACAGUGACUGAGCAGAAGCUCGCUGAAGUGUUUUCUAACUGCGGGCAAGUGGUAGAUUGUCGUAUCUGUGGUGACCCCCAUUCUGUCCUGCGCUUUGCGUUCAUUGAGUUUGCUGAUGAUGCUGGUGCAAGAGCAGCACUAACACUUGGGGGAACCAUGCUUGGCUACUAUCCUGUUAGAGUUUUGCCUUCUAAAACAGCAAUUUUACCCGUCAAUCCUAAAUUUCUUCCUCGAACUGAAGACGAAAAAGAAAUGGUAUCGAGGACUGUAUAUUGUACUAACAUAGACAAGAAGGUUACAGAGGAUGAUGUAAAGGGUUUCUUCCAGCAAGCGUGCGGAAAGGUUUCUCGGCUGAGGCUCCUUGGUGACUAUGUACACUCCACAUGCAUUGCUUUUGUUGAGUUUGCUGAAGCUGAAAGUGCAAUUAUGGCCUUAAACUUCAGUGGUAUGGUCCUUGGUUUACUCCCUAUCAGGCAUAUACGCAGUUUAGUUCCCAUGACUCCUGUUCGUUGGUCUGCACUCUACGUGGAUGUAUAA